Molecule: messenger RNA, 1903 nt
Organism: Wasmannia auropunctata (little fire ant)
Lineage: Eukaryota; Metazoa; Arthropoda; Insecta; Hymenoptera; Formicidae
Product: high affinity cationic amino acid transporter 1-like
Exons: 7
Biological process (GO): transmembrane transport; amino acid transport
Cellular component (GO): plasma membrane
Molecular function (GO): amino acid transmembrane transporter activity
Source: RefSeq, a predicted model, not a curated record
CUGACAUUAAUAACUGGAAAACGGAACCCAAUUGCACCGAGACAGAUUGCAAGCUCGGGAAUGGGGGAUUCAUGCCUUACGGUAUAUCGGGCAUCAUAACGGGUGCGGCUACAUGCUUUUAUGGAUUUAUUGGUUUUGAUUGUGUGGCCACCACAGGGGAAGAAGCUAAAAAUCCGCAACGAUCCAUUCCUAUAGCAAUUGUUGCAUCGCUAACGAUCGUUUUCUUUGCCUACUUCGCCGUUUCCAUAGUACUCACUACUGUAAUACCGUACUAUUCACAAAAUCCCUCAGCACCGUUUCCACAUAUGUUCGACGUAAUAGGAUGGGAUUGGGCCAAAUGGUUCGUGACGGUCGGAGCGAUUAGCGGACUAUGCGCUAGUCUAUUAGGCUCGAUGUUUCCGCUACCGCGAGUGAUUUACGCUAUGGCUUCGGACGGACUGGUAUUCAAAUGGAUGGGCAACAUAAAUUCACGAUUCCAAACUCCAAUCAUGGGCACGCUUUCUGCUGGGCUACUUACAGGUAUUCUAGCGACGAUAUUUGAACUCAAACCAUUGGUUAACAUGAUGAGUAUCUGCACACUGCUUACAUACUCAAUUGUUGCAUCUUGUGUACUUAUCUUACGAUACGAGAAAAGCGAAGCUUACGAGAAGAAAGGCGAUCAUAAUCCACGGACUUUUGUCUUUAUCGUAAAACAAUUGGUAAGCGCAAAUAAAUUAAAUCACUCUACGAAACUUACGGCGCAGAUUGUUACCGUUCUCGUAUGCCGCUUCGUUUUUCUUUGUAUCUGUACGGCUAUAUUGUUAUCAAUGUGUAUAACAGAGAUUGUCGCAGGAAAUGCAACUUUCAUAGUGCCACUUGUAAUUUUAGUCAUUGCACUUGUGACCACCCUCGGUUUUAUUUAUUUUCAACCAGUUUCCGACAAGAAACUCGCAUUCUCGGUGCCACUAGUGCCAUUCUUGCCAGGACUCAGUAUUCUUAUUAAUAUUUAUCUUAUGAUGACAUUGGAUAAAGACACAUGGAUACGAUUCUCCAUAUGGAUAGCAAUUGGCUUGGGUAUAUAUUUUCUAUACGGCAUGUGGCACAGUCAUAUUCGGCAAAAAAAAUUGCCGCCGACAUCAACCGAUAACAAUAAAGAUCAUGCCUUUUCUCAUAUUACGUAAUAAAUUAAGACAUAAUAACCUAGCAACGGGUCUGUCUUGUUGCUCGUAUGUACAUCAGCAUAAGUUGCUACGAAAAUUGUAGCAACUAAAUUCCCAUUUAUUGGCAAAACAAAUUGACAUCUUUAUAAUAUGACAACUUUUGGUAGCAACUUGUUAAUAACUUGUUAGCAAUUUUUUAUAUAUAAUUUAUAUAUAUUGAUUCAAAAUUUAUGCUGUCAUUAAGUAUAAUUUGUGAUACUACAUCAAAUGCUGACAACGUGUAACGCAAGGUAUCUUUGCUACCUUGUCGUAAAACUGCUGCCAAUACACAUAUAUCGUUAUUGCAUGUUGUUUCAAUUUCAUAUAUUUAAAAUUCAGGAAUUGAAAGUAAUUCGUUACUUGUAACGCCGUUACCGUUACAGUUACUUUUUUUGGUAACGGAUUACUUUUUUUAGUAACGACGUUACUAAAAAAACGUCCUUUUUUUGAUAACUGUAACAGUAUAACGUAGUUACAUUUUCUCGGUAACAAUAACGAAUUAUACAGUUACUUUUAUCGUUAUUUUUUGUACAUAUAUUGAACUUUUUGUAUUUGUGACAAAAUUUUCGUAUACUCAAUCUUCAGUUUUUAGCUAGUUUGCUCUUAUUUUAAGAUUGUUUUAAAUAAUGUCUUAUAAAAUAUUAAUAUGACUCUGUGAUUGAUUUAUGACAUCUUAAGAAUGCCACAAGUCAAUCAAUAUUAAAUAAAAUUGAUAAGUAAUUUAA